Molecule: messenger RNA, 471 nt
Organism: Entrophospora sp. SA101
Lineage: Eukaryota; Fungi; Glomeromycota; Glomeromycetes; Entrophosporales; Entrophosporaceae
Source: the annotation of a GenBank genome assembly
AUGGGUGAUCAUGGUGAUUGGAUUCUCCAAACUACUGGGAAGGGUGAUCUUGAAGAGUUUGGUGCAGGAGAAGCAGGGCAUAUGUGGUUUGAUGAAUAUGGUAGUAAAUUUUUGUUUGAAUCAAAAUUGAAACUUCCGAAAAUUCUUAAAAAUAUGCUGGUGAAGUUAAUGAAAAAAGCAAAUUGGAACAAAAGUCAAACCAAACAGAUGCAAACUAUUGGUAUUAUACAUGCAGGAUUAUUGAUGAUGGUUUUGUAUAUUGAUAACCCUAAUGGAUAUAUUUGCAGAUUGAACCAAAGUGAAAUGAUGGAAAUUUUAGAUAAUGAAGAUCUUUCAUCUGUUUUGUUGGUUUUGGCUGCUGUUCUUAAUUUAAAAUCUUCAGUAGAAGAGACAAUAAAAGCUGCUCAAAAUAAAACAAAGCCAACAUUUGAAAAGGCUGGUAUGCCAAGACAAUCUUUUGAUGCUAGAUAA